Messenger RNA from Suillus clintonianus, 432 nucleotides. RefSeq lists its product as uncharacterized. The transcript has a single exon. The record is from RefSeq and is a predicted model, not a curated record. The coding region runs from base 1 to 432 and encodes 143 amino acids. Gene Ontology annotation, molecular function: protein binding. NCBI's taxonomy places the organism in Eukaryota, Fungi, Basidiomycota, Agaricomycetes, Boletales, Suillaceae.
AUGCACACUGGCGAGGCAAUUGGUGCCCCUUUCCGAGGGCAUACUGGAUCCGUUCACUCUGUCGCAAUCUCGCCUGAUGGCAAACAGAUAGUAUCUGGUUCAGAAGACAAGACCAUCCGGGUGUGGGAUCUAGAUUUUCUUAUUUCGGACCAAUCCAUCGAAGCACCUGUGAUAUGUUUCUCACCAAACCCAACCCAUGCUCUUCGCUCCGCCUCCUUUUUUCUCCAAGAUUCUGAAACCCCAGCCCCUUCCGGCCCUGACGAGGAGGGAUGGGUUGUAGGUCCCGAAGGACGACUUCUUCUCUGGAUCCCACCUACUCUCCACCCGGCGACGUUUGCCCACGGCAAUGUGUUGGUGAUUGCCAGCAAUCCCCUGCAUCUGGACCUAAGUCCUCUCGCACAUGGCACGUCUUGGCACAAGUGUCGGACAUAG